Myripristis murdjan (pinecone soldierfish) is the source of this 1628-nucleotide messenger RNA. RefSeq names its product transmembrane protein 60-like. The coding region runs from base 205 to 606 and encodes 133 amino acids. The transcript has 3 exons. Lineage: Eukaryota; Metazoa; Chordata; Actinopteri; Holocentriformes; Holocentridae. The record is from RefSeq and is a predicted model, not a curated record.
UAAACCUAGAUAACGGAACAAUUCUUGAUUUUGUCUAUCAGCGGAAACCAGAUACAUGACAUUUUGCCGACGAAUAUGUAAAAUACAAUUAGAAACGCUGGGUGUUUUACUGUGUGGCGUAAGGGAAAUCCUGGUCACCACUCUCCAAACACAUUGAAGUGAGCUCUCCUGUUUCUCGGCAGGAUCUGUCUUCCAGUCGGGGAGAUGUCUCUGGCCCAGAGGGUUUUGCUGACCUGGGUCUUCACCCUGGUCUUUCUCAUCCUACUGGUGCUCAAACUGGACGGGAAGGUGCAGUGGAACUGGUUCCUCAUCUUCCUCCCCAUCUGGGUCUUUGACGGCAUCCUCAUCCUCAUGCUCGCCGUCAAGAUGGCGGGGCGCUGCAAACCUGGCUAUGAUCCGCGCAACGGCUCCCCAGACCUGCGUCUGCGCGCCUGGUACAUGACGGCCAUGUUGCUCAAGCUGGGCUUCUGCCUGACGCUGUGCGCCAAGCUGGAGAAGCUGGCCGACGUGAAGCUGACGUUCGUGUGUAUUCCGCUGUGGACGAUGUUACUGGGAGCGCUGGUGGAGCUGGGGCUCAAUAUCUUUCCUGAGAGGAGAGAGGCUUAAGAGAGGCGACAAGCUGUUGCAUCACAUCCCAGCAUGAAUCAUUGCACCAAGAGAGAACUGUUGUAAAAGCAGCUCAAGUGAAGUUGUGAAUUAGUUUGUGUCUCUAUCAGUGUGGACGAUGUUAGGAGCUUCGGUGUGACCUGGAAGCUCAAUGAGAAUCAAAUCAUUGUCUCAGACACUGAACGCUUAGACCAAGAGAGAGACUUCUUGCAAAAAUAAGAACUGAUGUGUGGUUAAUUUUAUACCUCAGUGAGAACUCUGGAGGAGUUGGGACUCUUGCAGGAGAAGAUUUCCACAUUACAGAUCAAAGUGGAACAGAUCCAGAGACAACACAUUUGAUACUUGCAGAAAAGCUCAGAAGGCUCGAAUAAUGGCUCUGUGUCUCAGUGCAAUGUUUGAAAAAUGGUUUGAGGUGAGCUGCUCUAACAAGCCCUCCUUCUAGGGCUGCUUGUGAGACUACUGUGAAACCUACACUGGAUUUGUGUUGUAUUUGAUGACAUUUUCUGCUGUAUGAUUUCAGAUUGUACAUAAGCUGGCACAGCUGCCAAAUACCGAUGCAAAGACAGCCUAGUCUUUGGCAAAUUCUUGGACAUCGUGGACAUUUAUUGCAUCUGGUGAUUGAAGUGGAAAUCAGAUAUUGGAGACAUUGGAUUGAAAGUCACAUCUUCUUGUUCCUGUGCAAGUUUUUAGCUUCAUAAGUGUAAAACAAGUCAUACUGCCGCUGCAGGCUCUCCAGGGCUUGAGUAUUACUGUUUAUUAAGACUUUAUAAUGUUGCUGUGUUGAUACCACCACGGCUGCACCGUUGCAUUUCACAAGUCAGUUUAAUAGUAAUAACAUGAGAUCAUGCAUGAAUGAAACUUGUUUUUGUGCCAUUUGGGCCGUGGCUAGUAUUUCAAGUACUUUCUUUGCAUUAUUUUGCACUGUGUUGAAAGGAAAAUGAGUGGCUAUUUUGAAAUGAAAAUAUUUGAUAUUAUUCAUGAAUGUAUGUCUUGUGAAAAUAAAUGGUUCGCUCCACACUAAA